CCAGACGACAUUGGAUCGUUAUACACCGCGACAUUGUCGCUCGCUGCCAUCCUGUGUGCACACUCUCUCCACCAAUAUUUCAACCCUAUAAUGACCCAUAACUCACCAUUAGCUAGCCAUUACUAAGCAUGUCGAGCCUUAAAAAGGCCCUUAAGGCCGCCAAGAGUGCCAUUGAACAUAACGACCCGCUUUCCGCACUUGAAUCUGUGGAAGAGGCGUUGGAAUACGACCCAGACUGCUACUUUGCUCUAAUUUUUCAAGCCAAGUCAUACCAACUUCUCGAUGAUAUUCCCAAAGCUAUAGAGUCAUUUCAGCAUGCUACGACAGUAGAACCCAGUACCUUAUUGGGAUGGAAGGGAUAUUUGCAGGCGGUGAAAAGUUCCAAAGAUUAUGAAUUGUUCUUUUCCGUAGCCACUAAGUUAAUCAAACUUCAAGUCGACGAAGGAGUCGCUAUAGCAGAUACUCUUAAGGAUAUUCGGAAGUAUCUUGAUAUUAAUGAGUAUAAGAAGGAUCCUGUAUUGCAUGUGACGUAUUUGCGGUCAAUUAUUCCCGGUACAGAAUUGGGAGAUCUUAUAGGAAAUAACCUUGGAAGACCAGAAGAUAAUGUUAAAAGUUUACUUGAUUUAGAGAAAAGUCGAGUUGAAAAGGAUAUUAAGAAUAGGAUACUGAAGGAACGGGUUAAGUUCGGAAGGAUAUUGACGGUCGAUCAGAAAUCCAUAUUAAAUUCUAUUGAAUAUACUUACUAUGAGGCUGCUAAAUUGGAUUCACUCUAUGAAUUAUUACUUAAUAUCAGUAAUGAUGAUACAACACGUCGAGAGUAUGAAGAACAAUACUUGAAAUAUAAAUAUGAUGUGCUUAAGGUCAUACCCGAUAAGGAUAAGUCAGUACUUCUUGCUGAUAUUAAACAAAUGGUGGAAGGAAUGGUGUUAAUCAAAAGUUCUAGUCAACUCUGUUGGGACUUAUACUUUAACUUGAGUGAUGUGGCAAGUUUGAGUGAUCUUGAUUUUAACAAUGUCAUCUACUAUCUCAAUCACUUCUCCAAUAAGGGUUUAGGUGGUAUCUUGUUUGCAUUAACUAUGAGUGAUAUCUCACCCUUUGAUAAGGAGAAAGUAAUUGAAGGUUUACUGGCCAAAUUUGAAAGAGAAACCACCAAGCAUGAAAAGACUGACGUCGAUAGUGAAGAAGAAGAGACUUUGCUCAGCAUUGAAGAUGAUGAAUUUGAGACGGAUAAGUCUCAAUACAACUUGUUACCGGAUCAGGUUCUUUCAUUAAUGCUCGAAGGAUUUGAACAUGCCUCUCAUUGGAUACUUGCCAAUCGAAUCAUCAUUGAGUAUUAUAUCCAUUUACGAGAAUAUGCAGAAUGUUCUGAACGAUGCCGAGAAGCUAUAAAGUUAUUGGCCGACUUGCAGAGAUCGCAUGGAAUCGAUUUGAAGAACUCUCGUGAAGAUAUCUUAUGCUCAUUAGCAGUAGUCUAUACUUAUUAUGAGGCACCUAAGAAUUUUCCUCGAGCUUUACAAUUAUAUGAUAAGGUACUUGAAGGUAAUAAGGUCAAUGUUAAGGCUCGGAUCGGGAAGGGAUUGAUUCUUGUAGAACAAAGAAGUUAUGAAGCAGCUCAUGAACUUCUCCAAGACGUAGUUAAGGAAUACCCUGCUAAUACCGAUGCCAAUGUCGAACUCUAUUGGUGUCUCAUUAAGCUUGGUCAGUUUACUGAAGGAAGAAAUGGAUUACUUAAAGUAAUUCAAACCAUUCCAGGAACAGAUAUCCAUAGCAGAGACGUUAGAGCCCUUAUCCACUGGAGAAUUGCUCAGAGUUUACUCUCGGAGGAUGAUAAAGAUCCUGCUAAAGUUGAUGAGGCAUAUGGUCAUUUGGUAGAGUCCUUGAAGGAAUCUCAGAAUUACGCUCCAGCCUAUACUUUACUUGGAACUGUACUUCAAGAAUACUAUGGCGAUAGAUCUAGAGCUCAAAAAUGUUUCUAUAAAGCUGUAGAAUUGGAUGUGGUAGAAGUCAGUGCUGCUAAGUAUUUGGUAGAGGAUUUGGCCACUAAAAAUGAAUGGUCAGUGGCUGAGAUUCUCUGUAAACGGCUUGUGGAUUCAGACACGGCUCGGAGACUUCUCUUGAGCAACAACUAUGAAGAUCCUGACCGGUCCUGGCCGUUCCGAAUGCUUGGAUGUUCGGCCUUGAACAAGCAGGAUGAUGCCAAGGCAGUGGAAUGGUUCCAGUCGGCUCUUCGGUUCAAUUCAGCCGAUACUGAGUCCUGGUCCGGAUUAGGUGAAGCAUACUUUAAUUGUGGCCGGUUUGAUGCGGCAGUCAAGGUGUUCAAGCAUGCCGUUGAAAUUGAUCCUACUAGCUGGGUAUCUCAGCACUUGUUGGGCUUAACCCAUUGUAAGAUGGGAGAGUUUGAAGAAGGGUUUGCCAUUUUGGGCAAUGUGCUUGAGGCUCGGCCCGAUGAAGAGUUUGUAUUGAAUGCCUUGUAUGAGGCGUACGUUGAGUAUUCACAGAAGUUGGUGGCAGGUGGUUUCUUUGGCCGGUCACUGGAUGCUUGUCUUCAUGCCAUAGAGCUUCUUUCUCGAGCCUUUACCAUCAAUAAACAGUCCCAGAGCUUAUGGAAAUCCUUGGCUGAAUGCACUAAGAUCUAUAAGCUAGUGGGUCAGAAUGUGUCCCAGUUCCCCAUGGAUAUAGUUCAGAAGAUGUUGGUCCAAGUAGACUUUGAUAGUUUCAGAGCCAUUGAUGGAGUUGGAGAUGAUCUCAUUAAUUUACUGGACGUAGAGAUACUCUAUAAGGAUCAGCAGUAUGAGGAGGCACUUGCCAAAUUAGUGGUUCUCUAUGCUAAGGCUGCUGUAGUGUACUUACCUUCUAAAUCCAGUAGGUACUUGUCAUCUAUAGUCUACUAUAAUUUGGGCUUAUCGUACUUGGAAGUAUUCCAUGUCAAUAAUAUUGAGCAUACGCGUGAUAUUGCCAUUAGCUACUUGAAGAAAGCUAUUCAAUUAGAAGGUGAUAAUGCCUUAUUCUGGAUCGCUUUGGGUAAUUCGUAUGUCACGAGUCAUCCACAAAUAGCUCAACAUUGUUUUAUUAAGGCCACAGUAUUGGAUAGUAGAAAUGUCAGUAUCUGGACGAAUCUUGCAGCUCUCUAUUUGUACUGGGGCGAUACUGAAUUAGCUCAGGAAACUUUCUUACGGUCACAGUCAGUAGCUCCACUGGAGUCACAAUCGUGGUUAGGUCAUGCACUUACUGCUCAAGCUUCUGGUGAUGAAACGACUUCUAGUCGUUUAUUCACUCACGCAUUCAUUCUCUCUAAUGGACGCUCACCACUUGCACAGUUCCUCUAUGGAUUAUCAGUGCUCAGUCUGGCAUCUGGUAGUGAUAUUCGUGAUCCCAGUGCAUGUCAAGAAUUGAGUGUGGCCAACCAAGCCAUGAUCAAGUACUUGAAAUACUGUCCUGAUGAAGUGAGAGCACUCCAGAUUGCUGUCAAUAUUGCUGAAAGAUGUAGGAACUUUACCAGUGCUCUUGAGAUGAGUAAUCGCCUCUGUGACUUACUUGCGAAUAAGUAUGAUUCACUGGAAAGUGAAGAUGUGCUUAUGCAAUUUGCUCGGGCUAAGUCACAAGAGGGUCGGUUAUACAUGGGCCUUCAACAGUAUAAUGAAGCUAUUAAUAGUGCUCAAUUUGCCCUUGAGCUAGUGGGUAAUGAAUCACCAGAUAUUAGUGAUUUGGUUGUAUCUUGUCGUAUUACUAUUGGACUCAGUAAAUUCUUCCAGCAUGAGUUUGGAGCCGCAUUAGAUCAAUUGAGAUUAAUCUUACAGGAACAUCAUGAGUCUCAACAAUUAGUGACACUUGUGGCCCAGAUCCUAUAUGCUAAUGGUACAGAUGAGUCUAAGCAGGCAGCUAUAGAUCAAUUGUUUGCAUUCAUAGAGUCAAAUGGAUCUUCAUUACUUGUAGUUCUUACAUUAGGAGCCAUUUCUGUGGUAGAUGAUUUAGAGGAGUACUUGGCACCUAUUAAGGAGGAACUAGAGUCACUUUCACUUGCUGAGUAUCAUUGGACGAUUCCUACUUUACUUGAAGAGAUCAAUAAACGACUUGAUACUCAUGAUACGGUGUGGCAGAGAAGUGCAUUACUCUUUCCAGGAGAGUUUGAGGUGUGGAGACAUAUCAAUACAGACAUGUCACUUGCGAUUGCUUCAUUUGGUGGAGUUAGUACCACGCAGUUGUCACUCGCAUAUUUGGAUAGUGGGAAGUUGAGAGAAGUGCAGAGGAGUAUGUUACUAUGUCCUGGUACAGUAAGUAGUUAGUAGUAGUGAGUUCAAUAUAGUUAUAGUUACAGUUGCAGUCACAGAAGUAGUAGAGUCCAGCGUCUAGAACAGUAGUAUUUAGUAGAGAGUAGUUAAAGCUUAAGUUACACGCAGUUAGGAGUGCACUUAGUUACAGUUAGUCAUUGUGAGUCAUUUGUAGUCACUUCAAGUUACAGUUACGCAGUU
Scheffersomyces amazonensis is the source of this 4469-nucleotide messenger RNA. RefSeq names its product SKI complex subunit tetratricopeptide repeat protein (gene SKI3). NCBI's taxonomy places the organism in Eukaryota, Fungi, Ascomycota, Pichiomycetes, Serinales, Debaryomycetaceae. Bases 129 to 4283 code for a protein of 1384 amino acids. Gene Ontology annotation, molecular function: protein binding. The transcript has a single exon. Gene Ontology annotation, cellular component: Ski complex. The record is from RefSeq and is a predicted model, not a curated record.